AUGGAGUAUGAUAUCUAUUGCGCAAUAUGCGGCGGCCCAUUUGCUCAUCUGAACGCAAAAGAAUGGCAUGUCCAGGAUCGCGAAGAAUACAUUUCGGAAUUGGGGGCGAUUGCCAUUAGGACUUGGUUAGCGGACAUUCGGGUCAUCGGAGAGAACCAUGGGAGUACCUCGCCAUGCAAAGCGUGGCUCUCAGGCCCUGCCGCUUAUCAGGACCCGGGAGAAAUGCUGUUCGAGCUCGAUCAUGAAUUGACUCCUGGCCAUUGGUCCGUAAGGCUGUAUGCUUUUGAGGGCAGUGAAGAUCCAUGGCUCGCCCCGUUCCAUACUCGCUGUUAUCAGAUAUUCUGUCGCUACAUGGGCGUCUCUGUCUCUCAGCUGGAUAAGGAGGCGUUUCUGGAGGCUUUGAAAUCUCUGGCCCGGUAUACCAGCACGGGAACCACUUGUCUUGACAUUGACUAUGGUAAUAUAUGGAAGGAGAUGGAUGGCUAUUCGCCGCUAAGUGAGGCCCCGUCUUAUGUUGGAUUUGAUCCCGUCAAGGUGAGAGGGUUAAAAGAGCUGUAUGCCCAUCUUCCUCAAACAAUCGCCAGCAGUCCCAAGGAGAUGACAUGGCAUAGAGAAGAGGCAGAUCCGUUCUCGAAGCUCUCUGCUGAUGUCCUACUGCUCAUUGUAUCGCAAAUGGACCCGAUUGACUCUCUAUUUAACGCUCGUCAAGCUUCGCCCGCCUUUGCGAACCUCGAGCUCAGCAAUAGAUUUUGGAGAAGGCGCCUCGCUAUAGAUAUGCCCUGGCUUUGGGACCUACCACAAGUAACGUCCCACGAGCAGAUCGAUGAAAUAGAUUGGCGUAAAGUCUAUCACAAGCUCUACUGGGGAAGCACUCCUUCAUCUCAGAAAAAGGUCUUGAUACGUGGUCUAUGCAAUAGGAGGAGAAUAUGGGAACAUAUGUGCCCGGUGUUUGCCGAAGCAUACUUGGAGAUGAAGGCUCGUCAUAGGCUUUGGACCUGUGGUAGGCCGACUUCCCUAGCAUGUUCUAUUGACCAAGAAGCAAAGCAGCUGAUAGCCCCGGAGCCAACGCACACUAAGCUUGUGAUUGCCAGUCUCUUGAAUGAGCUAGUAGACUUGGCUGAUGUGCAGCCAGAACUGCUGGUGGAUUGGUCAAUCGACGGCUAUCUGGUUGCAAUUCGAAUCUUCAAUGGCGGGGACUCGACCCAGAGCACGGCGGCAGCGCCUCUGGCUCAUACAACAGACACAGUUCAUAUCCCCAAAGGUGACUGGCCAGCGGGUUUCAUAAUCACCAGCCGUUCGCUCAGGACGGAUAGCGACUCGAAUGAGAGACGCCAGAUCGUCGGUCUUGAUAUUCUGUUCCUAAAAUGCUCGUCGAUCCAGCUUGGGUUAGGGGAUGGAGACAAACGUCUUAUUCACGUGCAUGAUGGCCGUUUCGUGGUCGCUCUGAAAAUGACUUGCUCUGCCAUUGAUGGAACACUAUGCAGGAUAGCAUUGAUUGAGCAAGACCGAGUUGCGGCGAAUGGAUGCGAGCGAGUCUUUGCCUCUAAUUGA
Messenger RNA from Clonostachys byssicola, 1551 nucleotides. The record is from the annotation of a GenBank genome assembly. NCBI's taxonomy places the organism in Eukaryota, Fungi, Ascomycota, Sordariomycetes, Hypocreales, Bionectriaceae.